Molecule: messenger RNA, 1291 nt
Organism: Sesamum indicum (sesame)
Lineage: Eukaryota; Viridiplantae; Streptophyta; Magnoliopsida; Lamiales; Pedaliaceae
Source: RefSeq, a predicted model, not a curated record
AUAAAAGCUAAGUUAAUUGAAAGAGAGAGAUGUCGGGAAGAGAGAUGGGAAAGAAGAGAGCGAGCCCAGUACACAGUAUUUUUCUUCUUCUGAUGGCGCUGCAACUCUUUUCUGCUACUUCAUCUCUUUCUCACUCUUACUCUGACGAGGGUAUUGACGAGACUGCUUCUAGAACUCUUAAAGAGGAGGAACCUCAAGUUCAUUGUUCCAGAGAGAGGAGUCGAGCAGCCUGGAAAAUUAUAGAGGAGUAUCUGUUGCCUUUUGUGGAACGAGAGAAGUAUCAACUUUCAAGCCAGUGCAGACUUCACCCAAACAAUGAUAUAUUUAGGGACCAAGAGGAACAUAAGAUUCACAUAGACAUAAAUGAUUGGCAGUGUGGGUAUUGUAAGAAAGUCUUCCGAGCUGAAAAAUUUUUGGAUCAGCACUUUGACAACAGGCAUUACAAUCUUCUAAAUGUUAGUCAUGGCAAGUGCUUGGCAGACCUCUGCGGAGCUUUGCACUGUGAUUUUGUAAUGAAGUCACAAUCUCGUAAAACAAAGUGCAAUCCUGCUGCAGCUGCUAGGAAUCGUCACUUAUGCGAGGAUCUUGCUGAUAGUUGUUUUCCUGUUAAUGAGGGUCCUUCAGCUGCUCGUCUUCAUGAAUUUUUUCUACGCCAAUUUUGCGAUGCCCACAGUUGCUCAAGAGGCCGAAAACCUUUCUCUGGGGGAGGCCGGAAGCAUACCAGUGUCCUUUACUUGGCGACUUCAAUAUUGAUUUUGAUGCUCCUUCCCAUAUUCUACUUGAUUGUAUACUUGUAUAUACGAGAAAUGAGAAAGGGAACACAACAGCUUAAGCGCAUCUCAAAACCUGGAAGAAAGCCAAAGCCCUCGUGAUAUCAACUGGUUUAGUUGUUUGCAUAUCAAAUAACAAAAUAGAUGAGGAAUGAGCACCCUGAGGUUGCUCUACACGCAAUCUCCAACCGGAAAUGCAUUUACCACAAAUGACCUGAGAAAUCGAAAGUUGCACCUAGUGAAAUGAGUUGUUAUAUAUAUAUAUAUAUAUAUAUAUAUAUAUAUACACUUCUAGUUUUUCUUCUCUUCUUUUCUUUUUUGACUAGCAUUCCCUGAAGCAUCACCUUGUACACAAUGCAUCAAAAGGCGUUCUGUCAGUUUUUAAAUUGAUUGGUAGAUUUGUUCAAUUCCUACAGUAGGAUAAUGGCAUGUGGUUCAACUAUGUUCUUUCUUGAAACAUUUGUAUGGUACUUUUGAAUUGAUCCCCUUACUUUAUGGAGUAUUACUAUUUUUACUGUGCA